Drosophila novamexicana is the source of this 2316-nucleotide messenger RNA. RefSeq names its product tubulin--tyrosine ligase-like protein 12 (gene TTLL12). The coding region runs from base 324 to 2222 and encodes 632 amino acids. Gene Ontology annotation, biological process: protein modification process. The record is from RefSeq and is a predicted model, not a curated record. NCBI's taxonomy places the organism in Eukaryota, Metazoa, Arthropoda, Insecta, Diptera, Drosophilidae. The transcript has a single exon.
UUAAAUUUGCCAAGCAAAAUGCUGUCACAUUGAAAUAAAUACCAGCACUGUCCACUAGCUGAGCUAGUGAUGAGUGACUACUAUUUAAAGGGUUACUCUUCUAAAGGAGUUGCGGUUGAUUCUCAUUUCUAAUUUACUUUGUGCCUAUCGAUAAUUGUUUUAAAUCGUUAACUAUUCAAACAAAUUCUUUUGAUAGUCCUGAUCUUUAGUAUUUUGCUGGUAGCUAGUAUAUUUUUUUGUUGUGCUUAAAUGCGGCCAUCCUAAAUAUACCGACCAUGUGAACUAGCCGGGCGCUGCCAGCGCCUUUGCAACUUGCACGCAGCAUGGACGGAAUUAACAAAUACAAUGAAUUUGUGGCGCUGCAUAAGCCGCAGCUGGAAUCUUCGGCGGUGCCAGUGCAUUUCUGGCCGGCGCUCUACCGUAAACUGACCACGGACAACUUUGAUGCUGGUGAGGCUCUGCAAUUAUUGCUCAUCGACUACGAUGAUGACGAGGAUGAGAAGCAGGAGGAGGGUGUUGAUGAUGACAAUGCCAAGCCAGCGUUUGCCCUAGAAGUAGCACGCGAAGCGGGCAUAAAGGCAAGUGAUCCGCAAGCCAUUUUUUUAAUAGAUCACGCCUGGACGUUUCGGCUGAACAGCGCGCGUCAGCAGCUGGAGCACUAUCCACAGCUGGCGGAUCGCUUGUCCGCCAUCACCGGCGUCGAUCUGGAGCAUGAGCAGCGCAUUGACAAAAUAUUGAGGCGCCUGUGGAGGUAUUGUCAUGCCUAUUCCAUUGCCAGCGAAGGCUUAACCGAUGAGGAGCGCAUGCCCAUUUGGUAUGUCAUGGAUGAAGUUGGUUCGGCAGUCAAUCAUUCGGAUGAGCCCAAUUUUCGGGUAGUGCCCUUGCUCUACCUGAACACGCAGACAACAUACAGCUUGCUGUUUCCCAUUCGGGAUUGUGAACAAGGUGCGCCGGUAACGCGCGACUUUGCCGAGUAUGUGUCAAAGGAUGCGCCGCAACGUUCGGCCCUGCUGCUGCCUUGGCAAGAGACCGAUUUGAGUGGGGAGAGCUUUUUGCAGGUGGAGCCGAGUGCGGAUUACUUUUCCAGCGGCCACAUACCAGAAACAUAUCCGGAGGAGAAAAGCACCGUUGUCGAAGCGCCGCCUGCUCGCUGUGAUCCCUUGAAGGUAUACGCCCAGUAUGAUGUGCUGCGCGAGCAUCUCACAGCUCCCGAAUUUGUGCUGGUCGACAACGAACAGGAUGCGGAUGUGCUCUGGCUGACCUGCCACUAUAAGAAUUUCGCGGAAUUUGCACGCGAUACGCCACACAAGUUCAUCAAUCAGUUUCCCUUCGAGUAUGUCAUCACCAUCAAGGAUUUGCUGGGUAUUGUCGGUCGUCGUGCUGCAAAGGAGCAUCACAAUUCCGAGACGCUGGACACGUAUCCCACGUGGCUGCCCACCACCUAUAAUUUGUCCACGGAACUGCGCGAAUUUGUCGCCUACUUUCAGCAGCGGGCGGCGAAACGUUUGGAUAACCAUUGGAUUAUCAAACCCUGGAAUCUGGCACGUGGUCUCGACACCCACAUCACGGACAACAUUAAGCAGAUUGUACGUUUGCCCGCAACCGGACCAAAAAUAGCCCAAAAAUAUAUCGAGCGACCCGUGCUGUUUCAUCGCGACGAACUGAAUGCUCAGGUCAAAUUCGAUGUGCGCUAUGUGAUGCUGGUGAAGCGCGUGAAGCCGCUGGAGGCCUAUGUGCAUCGCAAGUUCUUUCUGCGCUUCGCCAAUCGGCCCUUCUCGUUGGACAGCUUUGAUGAUUACGAGAAGCAUUAUACGGUGAUGAAUUAUCAGGAGCAGGCACAGCUGCAUCAUAUACAAUGCGAUGAUUUUUUGGACAUGUGGCGUCAGCAGUAUCCCAAACACGACUGGGCCGUUGUGGAGCAACAGAUCUGCGGCAUGCUGCACGAGGUGCUGCAGUGCGCCAGCCAAGCGCCGCCGCCUUGUGGCUUGGCGCCCUGCGCUCAGUCCCGCGCCCUCUACGCGGCGGAUAUUAUGCUGGCCUGGACGGGCAGCGGUGUGGAGCAGCACGGCAUGCAGCCAAAGCUGCUGGAGAUUAACUGGACGCCCGACUGCAAACGCGCCUGUGAUUACUAUCCGGACUUCUUUAAUGACAUCUUCAAGCUGCUGUUUCUCGACGAGCAGAACAACGAGAUGUUCAGGCUGCUGACGGCAAAUGGACAAUGAUCCCGAUCUUUUAUAUUAAUUAUACUUUUUAACUAAUUACUAAAGUUCAUAAACUUAUGCUAGAAGCAUAUGAAUGUUAAAUAUUUUGUUUGGA